Anneissia japonica is the source of this 3789-nucleotide messenger RNA. RefSeq lists its product as uncharacterized. The coding region runs from base 1102 to 3480 and encodes 792 amino acids. Lineage: Eukaryota; Metazoa; Echinodermata; Crinoidea; Comatulida; Comatulidae. The transcript has 2 exons. The record is from RefSeq and is a predicted model, not a curated record.
UCUAGUUUGUUUAUAAUAACCAAGGUAAAUAUAAUUCUGGUUUGACGAGGUAAAACGCGACAUCGGACCAAUUUACUGAAGUAGCUAGCCCGAGGGGAUUUAUUCGCGAAUCCCAUCGACCACAGGAAUUGCGAUCAGUACAAAACGCCCCUUUAUGCCAUCAAGUUGUGCCUGACUGAUGUGUGUCAUUCGAGCUAAUUGAUUACAGUGUGGUUGACAACAUCGCGCGGGUACAGUACAGUAUUUUAGUUCAGACUCGAUACAAGGUAGGAUUGUGUUGGCGCUAGCAUCAAAAGUUACCGUCAGAUUCUGGUCUUCUAUGAGAUAUUAAAUAUCGAAUCGCGGUUAUAAUAGAUCAGUUAGUUCAUUCUUGUAUUAAAGUUGGGAUUAAUCUACAUCGCCGCACUCACAUGUAACUGUGGUAUAACUUCGGAUCAGUCAAUGGACUCGGACAAUAACAAAUGGCUGUACAGUACUAUCGUCGACAGUUGUAAUAGACCUAGACGCAAUCCGUCAAGACAGGAACAGACUAUAUUUUCAGAACAUUGGACAAUAAUGCGGUUAUUCUCCGUUAGCAGCGGAUAAUUAUUAUUUUACAUGUAUUAUGGCCUAUAUGAAGAAAUGUGCAAAUGGAAACUGCAACGAAUAGGCCUAUAUGAAUUUCUUGUUAUAGUUUAUGCAAAUUGAAUCCAGUUGGAAGUUACAAGGAAUAUAAUUGGAAAUUCUCCCUGCAGUCUUAUACCGUUAUUAUUCUGUACCACGUGAUCCCAAUAUAUCCGGCCUACACCCAGUACACUGCGUUUUUAUUUUGUCAGUCUAUGUGUGGACGCAACAUCAAUGAAACGAUUUAGUCGGGUUCAAGGGCGGCUUAUCUAAUAAACGUAAACGGCAAAGCCUCAUGCCGACGCGAUUUUAUGCUAUAUUAUAUUCAAGUGCCAAAUUUAAGAAAUGGAUUUUCGUUGCAUUGCGCGAAGUAACCGGUAAACAAGGCUCUUGAUUCCGUGCGGGAGUUUUACUUGACGAAGAGGCAAAGGUUACGUAGACCUAUAAAUACCACUGCAACAUUGUUCAAUUUCAGUUUUUAACACUUCGCAAUCAAAGAUGAAUGCACGUAGAAGAGGCAACUCUAUUCAUUGUAUUUUGAUACUAUUUACACUUCUACAAACUUUGCCAAUUGCAAAUUGUUUUCGAAAUAUCAGAACAAGUGAAAAACGAACCAAACGAUGUGAACUAGCUAACGCAACACCUUUCGAAGAGGUUUAUUGCACAAGAGACAAUAACAUCGAUCUUAUUUGCACAGAUAUAGAAAACGCAGAAGAGGAAUUGAGAGCUCCUGAAAAGAGAAUACAAUCUAUCGAAGAGUUCAGCCUCAUAAAAUAUCACUUCGAUGAACCACAGGACAUAGAGUAUGUAUGCAAUAAUACGAAUGACUACACAAUCAGGGGCGGAGUAGCUACAAGAAAUCUUGCUGCUGUAGAGAAGGAACUAAAAGAGCCAAAUAUCGAAUCACCACAUUGUGUUAUUAAUGUUUUUCUACCAGAUGAUAGGAAUGAAACUAUGCCUGGGGAUCUAGUGGAUUUCGUCUGCAUGACAUUCGGAGGUAAUCCACUGCCAACGGUCAAAAUGUAUAAAGGUGAGUCUGAGCUCCCUGCCAUCGACCAGUCUUUUGACGACACAAGGCAAUUCUACUAUAGAACGAAUGUCUAUGAAGUAGACAACGGUUUGGACUUCUCUUGUGUAAUGAGCACACCUGCCUUGGAAACCGAACGCACUUGUGUUGCGCAUGCUCUUCACAUUUUGCCUACAGCGGAAGUAGCACCUAAAAGAUACAAUGGAUUUCUUGGAGAUACAGUAACAUUUACGUGCAGCGGAGAAGGUGUACCUUCAAUUGAAAGCUACACCUGGACAACGUCACCUCCGAAUGCAAUGAAGAAAAUGGGCAAACGAUUACAAAUAUCUGAAGAUACAAAGUCUGUGACAGUAAGAAAUCUGAAAAGACAAGAUCAUAAGGUUCGUUUCUACUGUACAGUGGCAACAGUUAAUGGACUGACAGCUGAAUCACGUGGUAAGAUAUGGUUAGAUCUCCCGACUACAACGUUGCCGCCGACCACGACUAUACGAUCAACAACGAAUUUACCACCGACAACGAUCAGCAAAACGACAAAUAUUAUGCAGUCUACAUCGCAUUUAGUUGACACUGCGGAUAUUGGUCCUCGUAUUGCAAUAACACAGACUCCUAAAGGUAAAACGGGAUGGAUCCCAAAGAUGCGCACUAGGUUACCGCCACCACUACUACCACAAAUAACGACCGAGCCACCGGUGAACGCUACCGAAGUUGGAAGCACGAUCCCAAAGGACGAUCCAAGCAUCACACAACGUAUCAUUGUCAUAAUUGUGCUUUGUCUAUUGUUCUUGUUUAUUCUUAUUUGCAUCAUCAUCUGGAUAGCUUAUCGUAAGUUCCAGUAUACCAAACCUAGGAGCAAAUUGACCCUUGAUGAAAUCGUCAUCAUCAGACCGAGAGCACACCAAGAUGUCCACACAGAUCGCGACGAUUACGCCGUGCCAGACGUUCCAGUCAAUACUGAGCAAUCGGAUAUGUAUAGUCCGCUCCGUCCAUGCAGUGAAGUUGGUUUGUUUGUAAGUGAGCAUUAUGUGGACAACAAUAACAUUACCGUAGAAGCCGACUCGCCAAUAUACGCUACUCCUAUGACGAAACGGAAAGAUCCGGAGGGCAGCGAGACACCCAAUGAAGAUGAUAACAUAGAGACGCAACCUGACUCCGUGACCAUCCAAAACGGUGGUGUUACCUACGCGACUUGUAUGAAACAAAUGUUUAAAAACAAAUUGACAAUCAAAGAAGGGUCGUCGUUUGAAGAACUCUUUAAGAAUUUCGACAAGAAUAGCAAACAACGUUUGUUUUCUUCGCAGUCUCUCAGUAGCUUGCUUGUUUCUGAAGACGCAGAUGGAUACUUAGAGCCAUCUAUCGUUGGCAGUGCCUCUAAUAUACCACCCUCAAAAGGAAACGGAAAGUCGAAGAUUGAGAGAUCAAAAUCAUUCGCAGCACCUGGAACUGAACCAUUAUACGCGUCUCUUGACAAUCUUCUUGAUAGCGGACCAUCAAAAGAAGUAGGCCUUCAAUUUGCAGUUGCUAGUAGCAAUCAUAGUCCUACGAGAACGGCAACCAAGGUAGUAGAAGCCAUCUCAAAAGAAGACAUUCAACCUACAAAACCAGAUGGACAAGAAGCAAAUGUCCCGAACAGUAAACCGAGCCCUUUACAGAGGCCUUCAAGUCUACCUAAGAAACCACCAAAAAUUGCGAAGAAGCCAGUAAAUCGGAACAAUUCCUCUAGUGGGUCUUCCAGGAUACAGCGAACACGACCGACAGCACCCCUGGAACCAUCCUACUUGUCGUUGACGCCGAUGUUUAGCCCGGAAAAACCGUCAUACGUCCCGCGCAAACCAGCAUCAUUUAUAUCUUAAUGCAUGAUGGACACUAUAUGUAACCAUGAAUGGUCAAGAUAUGAAUGAUGUUCACUGACAUCGACAACUCUAAGCUCGAAUGCCAUAUUACGUAUUGUUUACAUAUACAUGGACAUUUAUAUGCAUGUGCACUAUAGAUGUGAUGUCUUUGUCACCAUCUAUAAACAAUGGACAAUCAAAGACACAAAUAUUAAUCUGGAUUGAUAUUAUAUUUCAGUAGAUUUUGUAUUUCAGUUUAAAUAAUAUUUAUGAUAUAAAUAAUCAUUUUUUUUAAAAUUUCUGAGCAAGACAUUUUGAAACUAUUAUUAU